Messenger RNA from Dromiciops gliroides (monito del monte), 3244 nucleotides. It is a transcript of the gene TRIM29, whose product is annotated as tripartite motif containing 29. The record is from RefSeq and is a predicted model, not a curated record. Gene Ontology annotation, molecular function: zinc ion binding. NCBI's taxonomy places the organism in Eukaryota, Metazoa, Chordata, Mammalia, Microbiotheria, Microbiotheriidae. The transcript is spliced from 10 exons. Bases 21 to 1865 code for a protein of 614 amino acids.
CAGCCCCAGUGACAGAGAGAAUGGAAGCCACAGAUGGUACAAGAAGCAAUGGAGCCAGCCCCGAGGCCAGGGAUGCCCGAAGCCCCCUGGGCACCAAUGGCAACGUGGAGAACGGCGGUAAGGUCGAAGUCAAGGAUAGCAAGGGCACCAACGGGCAUUCUGGGGAGGGCGCCGAAAACAAGAGCCCAGGGAGUCCGAUGAAGCACGGGGAGGGAAGGAGCGCCUUGUUUUCUGGCAACGACUGGAGGAAACCCAUCAUCCAGUUUGUGGAGUCUGUGGAUGACAAGAACUCCAACUACUUCAGCAUCGACUCUGCGGACAAGAGGUCCCCUUAUGCCGGCCUCCAGCUCGGGGUCUCGAAGAAGCCGCCCGUGACUUUUGCAGAAAAGGGGGAGCUGCGCAAGUCCAUCUUCUCCGAGGCCAGGAAGCCCGUGGUGUCCAUCGUAGAACCCGGGGAGGUGAGAAGGAACAGCUACCCCCGUGGGGGAGACUCGGGCACACUCCUUCGGUCCAAGUCCGCUUCUGAAGAGAUCCUGUGUGACUCGUGCAUAGGCAACAAGCAGAAGGCGGUGAAGUCUUGCCUGGUGUGUCAGGCCUCGUUCUGCGAACUGCACCUCAAGCCCCACCUGGAGGGAGCCGCUUUUCGCGACCACCAGCUGCUUGACCCCAUCCGGGACUUUGAGGCCCGGAAGUGCCCCAUGCACGGAAAGACCAUGGAGCUUUUCUGUCAGACUGACCAGACCUGCAUCUGCUAUCUCUGCAUGUUCCAGGAACACAAGAAUCACAGCACCGUGACCGUGGAAGAGGCCAAAGCCGAGAAGGAGACAGAGCUGUCUCUGCAAAAGGAGCAAUUGCAGCUGAAGAUCAUUGAGAUUGAAGAUGAAGCUGAGAAGUGGCAGAAAGAGCGAGACCGGAUUAAGAGCUUCACCACUAAUGAAAAAGCCAUCCUGGAGCAGAACUUCCGUGACCUAGUUCGGGACCUUGAAAAACAGAGGGAUGAGGUUAGGGCAGCACUGGAGCAGCGGGAACAAGAUGCUGUGGACCAGGUGAAGGUGAUUGUAGAUGCACUGGAUGAGAGGGCCAAAGUACUACAAGAGGAUAAACAGACAAGAGAUCAGUUGCACAGUAUCAGUGACUCAGUGCUGUUUCUUCAGGAAUUCGGGGCACUCAUGAGCAAUUACUCACUUCCCCCACCUCUGCCUACAUAUCAUGUCUUAUUGGAAGGAGAAGGCCUAGGUCAGUCACUGGGUAACUUCAAGGAUGAUCUACUCAAUGUGUGCAUGAGACAUGUGGAGAAGAUGUGCAAAGCAGAUCUGAGUCGAAACUUCAUUGAGAGAAAUCAUAUGGAGAAUGGUGACCAUCGCUAUAUGAACAACUACUCCACUGACUGGGGCCAGUCAGACACCAUGAAGAGAUAUUCCAUGUACCUCACACCCAAGGCUGGGGCCAGGACAUCUUAUCAACCUUCUUCUCCAGGACGCCUUACCAAGGAGAUCAACCAGAAGAACUUCAGCAAUCUCUAUGGAACCAAAGGGAACUACACUUCCAGAGUAUGGGAAUAUUCAUCCUCCAUUCAGAGCUCAGAUGAUUUGCCUGUUGUUCAAGGCAGCUCCUCCUUCUCCCUGAAAGGCAGUGGGAAAGUCCCCUAUCAGUUCACCACCCUGGGACAGGCCUCUACAGAGUUUUCCAAACAGUUGGAUGGUGGCCUGUUUAACAGUAACACUGGUUACCCCUCUAUCAUCAGAAGUCAAAGUCCCAAAGCUCAGCCACAGACCUGGAAGUCUGGCAAGCAGACCUUGCUGUCGCACUACCGUCCUUUCUAUGUCAACAAGGGCAAUGGCGUGGGUUCCAAUGAGGCCCCUUGAGCUCCCAACACAGGAGUGAGACACCGAGAGACCACCUGACCCUUCCCCAGUUGUACCUGCUACUACUAUCUACUGGGUUACUGUUCUGUCUCUAUGGCGUCUGGGCUGGUGGGAACAGAACAUGACCUUCCAAGGAUUGUCCCCUCUCUCCCCUCCAGCUUCUCCAGUCCUCCAACCUCCCUGACAAUCCUACAAUUUGUCAGCAAAAGCCGCCCCCCCCCCAACACCCUCACCCCUUUAGUUAUACUGUGCUUGGUCUCCUAUCUGCUCAGGCCCUUUUGUCCUCUGCUUUCCUGUGGUCAGAGAGGACUCUAUCACCUCUUACAUUUUAUGGGUUAGGACAUUGCUCACAGAAGGGACUCUCCUCCUCAAUCCUCCCUUCCACACAUAAGUCCUUCUGCAGAUCCUGGGAUGACAGAGCACCAGCCCAGCCUCACCUCUGUGUCCUCCGCUCAGCUUUCCCCUAGAACUGCCAAUGGCCACCCUCAUGGGUGACGCAAGGGGGCUGUGCGCCUACAGACAAAACUUUCUAUCCUUCCACAUAUGUAAACAUUGUCUCAUUCAUGUCAGCUCAUGUCCUGACAGGGAAAGAUUGACUCCCCUCAGACUCAGGCUGAUUCUUCUAACCAGAGCCUGCCUGGGAUUUCUGAACUUGCCCGUAUAGGGCAAAGUUCCUCCUAUCUGGCUAGAGGCUGGUUUCCUACACAGUCAGAGGAGUUUGAUGCUCUUGUCAUUGUGCCAAACAGGCCCAGGGUCCCUGACUAGGGGUAAGAGAUAAGUCACCCCCAUUCUGGAAAACUGUCUGCCUCUACUAGGGAGGCUGGGGCUCUUCAGCAAUGACGGACAAGUGGCUUGGCUCUUAUCCUUCCCCAAUCCUUCUACUCUUUGUUGCCAGAAUGGGUAAUGCUCCUCAUAGUGUCUUCCCCCAGCCUUGCAAAUAGCUGCUAGCCUGGUUGCCUUGGGGUCGAGUAACAUAUUCUGUUGCAUAUACAUGCAAAAUAUAAAAUGGGCGGUGGAGUGGGUGGGAAGGGGAGAUGCUGGUAAAUGAAAAUGACCAGCCUGGUAUAUACUAAGCACUUAGGUACAAAUAUGCUCCUGUCCUUCCUCCCUAUGCCCACCUCAACCAGAGUGCCAGCCCUCUUUCCCUGGUUGCUGCUCAGCAUCUCAACUUCCCCAGGCUCUGGCUGAGAGUGGGUCUUGAGAAGAAAAAAUUAACAACAGCUCACAAAACCAGGAGGGGUCUGAGUCCCUGCACCCUACCCCCACCCCACACUGAGGAGGCAGAGAUGGAGGCAGGAUUGGGGGGAUGGUUGGAAGAUACUGAGCUGGCACGGUGUGGGAGGAGCUCAUCCUUGGCUUCUUCCUGAAUAAAUCAUUGA